Brachypodium distachyon (stiff brome) is the source of this 847-nucleotide messenger RNA. Its product is annotated as phylloplanin. Bases 89 to 610 code for a protein of 173 amino acids. The transcript has 2 exons. The record is from RefSeq and is a predicted model, not a curated record. NCBI's taxonomy places the organism in Eukaryota, Viridiplantae, Streptophyta, Magnoliopsida, Poales, Poaceae.
CACUCAUCAGCACAUCCUGAUCAAUCUCGCUCAUACAGCAGCAGAGAAGUCGAGCUGAUCAAAGAAGCGUGCCUAUACUAAGUAAGUAAUGGCAGCCUCCAAGAGCCUUCUCCUCGCUGCUGUCCUCCUAGUCGUCAUCGCCGGUCUCGGCGCGGAGGCGAACAAGCAGGCUCCCCUUGCCCUCGUCGCCGGCGUGGUGCCAUGCAGCGCGGGGAGCUCCAUCAACGUGGCUGCCGUCCCAGCGUUCCCGAACGCCGAUCUGCAGCUGGUGUGCGGCAGUACGGAAAUCGCCCGCGCGACGACGGACGGCAGCGGAGCGUUCAACAUAAACCUGGGCAAGGUCAGCCCGUCGCUGCUCAUGCCUCUGCUUAGCAAGCAGUGCAAGGUGGUCGUGCUCACCCCGCUGGCCGCCUGCGACGUGUCCCUUGCCAGCGUCGCCGGCACGCUGGCUGCGCCGGUGCAGCUCCUGGGUGCCGACAGCGGCAGCGGCAGCGGCGGUACUGGCGGCCUCGGCGGCCUUGGCAGUAUAAUUGGCCUCAUCGGGCAGAUCGUUGGCGGCCUCCUCGGUGGCAUCCUUAACAUCGUCCCGUUGCCCUUCUCUCUCGUCUAGAGACUCGAUCGAUCCCGGCGUGGCGCUCGGAAUUAUUAAUACCUAAUUAAUUAAGCAGCAGAAAUCAAUACGUAUGAAACAGUGGACCUAAUGGUCGAUCACCCUGCUUUAUGUAGUAGUAUUUCGUCGCAUCAUCGUGAUAUGUGUUCCUACCAUUUGCUAUAAUCAGUAUUCCGUACCGCUGUAUGCAUGUUCGUGGGAAAUAAAGCUAUAUAUUACGUGUGUGUGAUUAUGUCA